AUGAAGAGCUCCCGAGCGCUGCGCAAUGGCGCUGCGACAGUACUUGUCAUGACGAGAGGCGGGACCAGAGGAUUCAGCUCUUUGCGGAAUACUGUGUGCAUAGAGCGUUCAAUAAGGGGAUUGAAUGGUUUCGGAAGAUAUGAGGCUUCGGUAUCGGGGUCUUGUUCGUCACAAUGGUCGCUACAUCAUAGAAGAAACCACACAACAGCUACUGCAGCAACAUGGCAUACAUCCCCAGCCAAACCUCCAACCGUCCAUCCGACCAAACAAGUCCCUCUCCCCGAACAACUACGCUCCAUCAUGCGUCUCCUCCCCCACAGCGUGGUUGUCUGUACAUCCAACCAGCCCGGCGAUGGCCCUCGUGCAAUGACGAUGUCGUCUUUUACAUCAUUAACACUCGCACCUACGCCGCUCGUCACAUUCAACAUUGCCACGCCGAGCAGAACACUGGAUGCUAUAAGAGCAAGCGGUGGUUUCAACGUACACGUGCUAUCAGGGGAUGAGCGGGGCGCAAAUGUUGCGAGUCACUUUACAAAAGGCAAUGUUGGAGGGAAUGCAUUCAAGGGGUUGACUUAUACUCAAGAAGAUGACGAGACACCCGUACUAAGAGAGGACGGCGUCAUGUUUGCUCUUCGGUGUAGGGUACUCAAAGAUGCACCAGAGGGAGGGCUCUUGAGAGUGAGAGAUCAUGUCAUUGUGGUGGGAGAAGUUGUGGAGAUGGUGAGGGUUGGAGAAGAGGAGGAUGAGGAAUUUGGGCUUGUCUAUGCGGAUAGAAGGUAUAGAGAGGUUGGAGUGGUGUUGGAGAUGUAA
Messenger RNA from Fusarium redolens, 810 nucleotides. RefSeq names its product flavin reductase like domain-containing protein. The transcript has 2 exons. The coding region runs from base 1 to 810 and encodes 269 amino acids. Lineage: Eukaryota; Fungi; Ascomycota; Sordariomycetes; Hypocreales; Nectriaceae. The record is from RefSeq and is a predicted model, not a curated record. Gene Ontology annotation, molecular function: FMN binding; riboflavin reductase (NADPH) activity.